CGCUGACUCGUCACUCCGAUCGCUCAGUUCGAGUCUUGGUACGGACCCAUCACGCUGAGCAUCGUGUGCCUACUACAUUCUCCUCACUCUGCCCAAUCAUAAUAUCUCAUCAUUGCAUCCUGCCACCGAGGCGUUCUGGGAUGCAGUCUCCGUCUCAUGAAAGUCGUCCAGAUGCCAACCGUUCCAUGGAAAAGUCGGCUUACUGGUUCGCCGAUGGCAAUGUUAUCCUGCAAGCCGGGGAUCGUGGUUUCCGCAUCCAUACGAGCCUUCUCUCCCGACACUCCGUCUUCUUCCGCGAACUCUUCGAGCUUCCGCAGACAUCGCCAGAGAUGAUAGACGGCUGCGUCGUAGUACAAGUGCACGACCCGCCCGGAGACAUAGAGAUUUUGCUGUCUGCCUUGUACGACGGGUGUACGUUCAAUGUCGGAGCAAAAAAUCGCUUACCGUUCUCAACGGUUGCAUGCCUCAUACGACUAGGCCACAAAUAUCAGAUGGAAUCCAUCUUGACGGGUGCCAUAUCCCGUCUCAAGACCUGUUUCCCGGCCUUAUAUGCGGACGCCUGUAUGCUCCGCAAUCGACGCAGUUCUUACAUGUCAUUCAAGGACGAGGACGCAGUCGCAGUCGUGAACCUGGCGCGGCUCACUCAGACCGGUAUCGUCUUACCGGGAGCACUUUUCGUCUGCGCGCUGCUUCCGAACGAGUUGUUGCUCCACGGGGUUCCUCGCGGAGACGGCACAAUGGAACGGUUAGCUCCGGAGGACAUUGUACGGUGCCUCAAUGGCAGGGAGUGCUUAGUUCGGGCUGCUAGGACGCGGUUUGAGUGGCUACUCUUAGAGGAUAUGUACACUAGUGAUGAUUGCAGCCAGGAGGAGGAGUGUCAGCCCGCUAUGGAGAGGAUGGCCAAGGACAUCGCCCGACAGGGGCUGCUCAGCAAUAUCGACUUCUUGAACGUCAUGCUCGCAGGUCAGCACGAAACAAACAACAUGUGCGUAAGCUGCCGGCAAAUGCUGGACGACGACGACAACAAUGUGUGCGUGUACAUUUGGUCGAACCUUCCGGAAUACAUGGGAGUUCCCGUCAAGGAUUGGGGCAAGCCAGAUGCGCAAGACGUGCCAAUAGAGUCGUGACACCGGACAAUCGCGAAUCACGACUACUGUCACUCAUCCUAUCCGGCAUGUUUCCGUUAUAAACAUAAGGUGGCUUCUGCAUUGCGCGACGCAUACUCCACUGCAAUGAAGGGACUUCAGACGGUCACACCUCCUUCAAGUUGUGACAUGUGUCUAUCAAAUACUUGGUCGGAUA
Messenger RNA from Rhodofomes roseus, 1302 nucleotides. RefSeq lists its product as uncharacterized. The transcript is spliced from 5 exons. Lineage: Eukaryota; Fungi; Basidiomycota; Agaricomycetes; Polyporales; Fomitopsidaceae. The record is from RefSeq and is a predicted model, not a curated record. Bases 141 to 1127 code for a protein of 328 amino acids. Gene Ontology annotation, molecular function: protein binding.